AGUGAUAAGAUCUGAUUCUGUUAAUAUUUGACUGCAGUUGAUGGAGUUGAGUGUAAAGUUCAGAUCAGAGCAGUUAUUUGAUCACAUUCAUCACAUUUCCUUCAGAUGACACUUGAGAAAACUUUGGUCUGUGUUUUGUUCGCUGUUCAGCAGCAGAAUCACUUCACAGACGUUCAGCAGCUUCAUGACGAUCAUUUCCUGCUUUCACAAGCAGGUGGCGCUCUGCUAUGAAUCAGAUCAAGGCCAGUGAAGAGGAAGCUCCGCCCUCUAAAACCACUCUGUGUGAGGAACAUGAGGGUCAGAGGAGGAUCCAUCAACAGAGACCAGACUCUCCCAGACCUGGACCUGGACCCAGCUGUGUGUCCAUGAAGAGUGACCGGUCCAUGUAUGAACCUUUGAACUUCAAACAAGAACAGAGAACGAUCCAUCAACAGGGACCAGACUCUGCCGGACCUGGACCUGGACCCAGCUGUGUGUCCAUGAAGAGUGACUUGUCUAUAGAUCGUCUUAUUAGCUUCAAGGAUGGACAAAAACAUGGUGAACUGAUAGUUGAUCAGCAGAGGACAGAGGUUCUCAGUGGUCAGUCUGUCCAGCAGCAUGGAGCAGACCUGGACUCCAUAUUUAAGCUUCUGGAGGAGAACAUCAUCUGCUUUGUGAAGAACGAGCUGAAGAAGAUCCACAAGGUUCUGGAUACAGAUCACACAGAAGUCUCAGAGAGUCAGAGGGAGGAUGAGGAGCAGAGGAGCAGCAGAGAGGCCUUUCUGAAGAUCACAGAGGACUUCUUAAGGAGGAUGAAGCAGGAGAAGCUAGCUGACGAAAUCAGAGCUCCAGCUUGUCGACGUGAGCUCAAAUCAAACCUGAAGAAGAAGUUCCAGUGUUUGUUUGAGGGUGUGGCUAAAGCAGGAAACCCUACCCUUCUGAAUGAGAUCUUCACAGAGCUUUACAUCACAGAGGGAGGCACUAGCGAGGUCAAUGAAGAACAUGAGGUCAGACAGAUUGAUAGAGCUUCCUGGAAACCAGACAGACCAGAAACAACCAUCAGACAAGAAGACAUCUUUAAAGCCUCAGCGGGAAGAGACGGACCAAUCCGAAGAGUGAUGACAAAGGGCGUGGCUGGCAUUGGGAAAACAGUGUUAACACAGAAGUUCACUCUGGACUGGGCUGAAGACAAAAGCAACCAGGACGUACAGCUCAUGUUUCCCUUCACCUUCAGAGAGCUGAAUGUGCUGAAAGAGAAGAAGUUCAGUUUGGUGGAACUCAUCCAUCACUUCUUCACUGAAACCAAAGAAAUAGGAAUCUGCAGGUUUGAAGACUUUAAGGUGGUCUUCAUCUUUGAUGGUCUGGACGAGUGUCGACUUCCUCUGGACUUCCACAACACUGAGAUCCUGACUGACAUCACAGCGUCCACCUCAGUGGACGUGCUGCUGACAAACCUCAUUAGGGGGAAACUGCUUCCCUCUGCUCGCCUCUGGAUAACCACACGACCUGCAGCAGCCAAUCAGAUCCCUCCUGACUGUGUGGACAUGGUGACAGAGGUCAGAGGGUUCACGGACCCACAGAAGGAAGACUACUUCAGGAAGAGGUUCAGAGAUGAGGAGAAGGCCAGGAGGAUCAUCUCCCACAUCCAGACAUCACAAAGCCUCCACAUCAUGUGCCACAUCCCAGUCUUCUGCUGGAUCACUGCAACAGUUCUGGAGAACAUGCUGAAAACCAGAGAUGGAGGAGAACUGCCCAAGACCCUGACUGAGAUGUACAUCCACUUCCUGGUGGUUCAGUCCAAAGUGAAGAGGGUCAAAUAUGAUGGAGGAGCUGAGACAGAUCCACACUGGAGUCCAGAGAACAGGAAGAUGAUUGAGUCUCUGGGGAAACUGGCUUUUGAGCAGCUGCAGAAAGGAAACCUGAUCUUCUAUGAAUCAGACCUGACAGAGUGUGGCAUCGAUAUCACAGCAGCUUCAGUUUACUCAGGAGUCUUCAAUCAGAUCUUUAAAGAGGAGAGAGGCCUGUACCAGGACAAGGUCUUCUGCUUUGUCCAUCUGAGUGUUCAGGAGUUUCUGGCUGCUCUUCAUGUUCAUCUGACCUUCAUCACCUCUGGAACAAAUCUGUUGUCAGAACCAACAACGAGCCAGUGGUCCAGACCAUUUAGAAAAAAACCUGAACUGAAUCAUCUGCACCAGAGUGCUGUGGGCGAGGCCUUACUGAGUCCAAAUGGACACCUGGACUUGUCCCUCCGCUUCCUCCUGGGUCUUUCACUGGAGACCAAUCAGAAGCUCUUAAGAGGUCUACUGAAACAAACAGGAAGUGGUUCACAGACCAAUCAGGAAACAGUUGAGUACAUCAAGAAGAAGAUCAGUGAGAAUCUGUCAGCAGAGAGAAGCAUCAACCUGUUCCACUGUCUGAAUGAACUGAACCAUCGUUCUCUUGUGGAGGAGAUCCAAGAGUCCCUCACAUCAGGACGCCUGUCCACAAAGACACUGUCUCCUGCUCAGUGGUCAGCUCUGGUCUUCAUCUUACUGUCAUCAGGAAAAGAUCUGGAAGAGUUUGACCUGAAGAAAUACUCUGCUUCAGAGGAGGCUCUUCUGAAGCUGCUGCCGGUGGUCAAAGCCUCCAACAAAGCUCUACUGAGUGGCUGUAAACUCUCAGAGAGAAGCUGUGAAGCUCUGUCCUCAGUCCUCAGCUCUGUGUCCUCUAGUCUGAGACACGUGGACCUGAGUAACAACGACCUGCAGGAUCCAGGAGUGAAGCUGCUGUGUGAUGGACUGAAGAGUCCUCACUGUUCUCUGGAGACUCUCAGUCUGUCAGGUUGUCUGGUCUCAGAGGAAGGAUGUUCUUCUCUGACCUCAGCUCUGAACUCAAACCCCUCCCAUCUCAGAGAACUGGACCUGUGUAACAAUGACCUGCAGGAUCCAGGAGUGAAGUUGCUGUGUGAUGGACUGAAGAGUCCUCACUGUUCUCUGGAGGCUCUCAGGUUGGUGCUCAGCUGAUUUAUAUGGACAAUUCUACU
Messenger RNA from Solea senegalensis (Senegalese sole), 3001 nucleotides. RefSeq names its product NLR family CARD domain-containing protein 3-like. Lineage: Eukaryota; Metazoa; Chordata; Actinopteri; Pleuronectiformes; Soleidae. The record is from RefSeq and is a predicted model, not a curated record. Gene Ontology annotation, molecular function: protein binding. The transcript is spliced from 9 exons. Bases 228 to 2981 code for a protein of 917 amino acids.